This is a messenger RNA of Amphiprion ocellaris (clown anemonefish), 3531 nucleotides long. RefSeq names its product inositol polyphosphate-5-phosphatase L (gene inpp5l). NCBI's taxonomy places the organism in Eukaryota, Metazoa, Chordata, Actinopteri, Pomacentridae. Bases 453 to 1637 code for a protein of 394 amino acids. Gene Ontology annotation, molecular function: inositol-polyphosphate 5-phosphatase activity. The transcript has 16 exons. The record is from RefSeq and is a predicted model, not a curated record. Gene Ontology annotation, biological process: phosphatidylinositol dephosphorylation.
GGCAGUGGGCGGAGCACCGAGAGUUCAUAACACAACACUGUCUGACGGCUGCUCCGGUUAUCUGAGCGCUUGUCAAGGCGGCAACAGAUGCGCCGUGCGGGCUGGUUUAGUCCUAUAAGCGGCUACUAGUCCAAUUAACCUCGAGGAAGGCCCACGUCCAGGCAGGUCGGCAGUUUUAAACUAACUUACUCCCCUCCGGCGAGACGAUAAAUGUGAGCGGCGCUCCGGCUUACGAUGAUACGACAGCCCGCCAUCAGCAGAGGAGUCGGACCUGAAGCAGCUCGGUGUCGGUGUCGGUGAGAUGCUGCUGUAGUUUCCACCCUGAACCUGUACCGUCGCGAUUUGGGCUCCCUUGAUAAGCCUGGAUAAGCUCCUGGAGAGCCGGGAGCUGUAGGCCUGCGUCGUUUGUGUUUUUUUCUACCGGAGUUUCCUCGGACUGUUGGGUCGUUAACAUGGAAACACUCACUGAUGUGCUGCUCGUCACCGCAAACGUCGGCUCCCUGUUUGACAAUGUGGGUGAAAUUCAAAAUGAAUGGUUACAAGAAUUAUAUAAGACGAUCCACAGCUACAAGCCGCAGUUCAUCGCCCUGCACUUCCAGGAGGUGGGAGGCAAGGAUUACAUGGCCAACAUGGGCCAUGCAGAAAACUUCUUCUGGAACAUUGAGUCCAGUGAUGAAAUGAAAGACUUCGACAGGGUUUGCAUUUAUGUGGACAACCAGUUCCAAGCAGAGGACAGCUUCACGGCUUUGGGGAGCAUGUACUUCAUCCACAAGGCACUGAAAAAUGUCUAUCAAUAUGACUUUGAAGCUAAGGAUUUUAAAGCGGUGUCGGGGCAGACCAAGUACGUGGGCUCUCUGGAUGGGGUCGCCACAGUGGAGAAAGAAAAAUUCCCAAAGAAUUUCUGGCCUGAUUUCAAGUGGUCCAGAAAGGGCUUCAUGAGGACCCGCUGGAUCAUACACAACCAAGGUCUAGACCUGGUCAAUGUCCACCUGUUCCAUGAUGCCUCCAACCUCAUUGCCUGCAACUCCAGUCCUUCUAUUUACUCAGCUAACCGUAAAAACGCCCUCAGAUAUGUCAUCAACAGAAUAUCAGACAGCCGCUACACUCCUCUGCCUUUUUUCGUGUUUGGAGAUUUCAACUUCCGUCUGGACACACUAUCUUUGGUCCAGCAUCUAUCCACUGCAACAGAUGUGCAGACAGUAAAGAAGGAUUGCAGCAACGAAGUGGAGAAAAUCAUUUGCGAAGAAAAAGACAACGACCACAAGGUACUGCUCCAAAUUGAGGAGAAGCUGUUUGCUUACCUGCACCAGGCGGUUUUCAGAGAGGACGACGGCAGAGCGCUUUUGAAGUAUGACAAAGAGGUCGCAGCCUUUCAAGAUGUAAUUAAGGAAGAGGACAUUAAGUUUCCACCCAGCUACCCCUACAGUGAAGAGUACACCAAACCAACCCAGUACAUGAACACUCGCUGUCCUGCGUGGUGUGAUCGCAUCCUCAUGUCACACGCUGCCCAAGACUUCAUCGAGAGGAGAGAUGACGGUGAGAAGAGUGUUGUUUACAACACAGUGGGUCCUAACGUCUGUAUGGGAGACCAUAAGCCUGUUUUCUUGUCCUUCUCACUGAAGACAAAUGACCAUUGACUUGGAUCCUUCUCCGUGGUCUAUCAACACACUGUCCACAGCGGGUAAUCCAAGCAAAGGGCUCGACCCAGCCUGUCCUGUGAACACUCCGUUCUCACAUCACUAGUGUCUCACGUCUGAUCUGUAUACUGCUGACCACAGCUUUAGCCCCAUGAGCACAGAUUCACUGGUGGCUGUCACUUCUGAGGCAUUAUUCCGAUUUCUCCACUCACUCUCAGAUUUUAAGUCCCCUGACCUAAAAGCUCAGAGUCACUUUGGAUGUUUCCAGAAUUCCUACCUGCUGUCAUGGAGACUGUUUUUUGUUUGUUUGUUUUUAAUGGGACCAAACGAGGGCAGAGGACCCUUUAAAUGAAUGUGUACAUGCUUAUGCACAACACUGCUAAAUUCUGAUUUUAGUUGUAGCAUUUUUAAAUAUACGCCUUUUAUACUGGCACUGUCAAAAACGACAAGUUAUUAUGAUUUUACUAAUUUCUUACAGGCCCUAAAUAAUUUAUUUAAACCCUCGGUUCAGUUAGGCUACUUCAAGUUUAAUAUAUUAUCCUAAAAUUCAAAUGUAGUAAUGUGUAAUUUAGGAUUUAGAAGAAUAUUUUUGUUAUUUUGAGCCACAGUGUGGCUAAAAAAUAUUGUCAUGAAAGCUGAAAAUUGUGGGAUUUUUAUUGUCAACUAUUGGGCAUAACUUCUACAUGGCUACAUUUUAUUUUGUAUUUUAUGCCCUGAUUAGUUCAGGUGUUUAUUUAUUUCUGUAAUGGCAACAUUUUACAGGACACACACAGUAGAGAAAUGCUGCUUUCUCAGUUCUUGUUGACGUGUUUAGUUUCAUGUCCUCUACAGGAUUUAUGAUGGAUUUUUACUGACACUUGUAGGUACUUCACACCUAACGACCCUUAACCAUGUCAGAUGUUUCAGAAUGGAUUUAUAAUAGCAACAUUAUGUAGAAAUGACACUAGAUAGCGGAAGAGGACAUUAUUAUUUUAUAGCAACAACAGAGCCUCUACAGCAGCUUCCAUCUGCUGUGGUAGGAGCUGAAUAAAUGUACUAAAUUAAUAUGAAUAAUGUUUUACCUUUUUUGUACUCACAGUUAGAUUAUUCUGUACAUUAUACCAAGUGCUUUAUUCCACAAGCCAUCACUCAGCAGUUCUCAUUUUGUCAGUUUUAACUUUUGUCACUCAGAGAAAGUUACUUUUGCAGUUUGUCUUUGCUGCCCAGACAUUUCUUCCACCCUGUUUUGGUUGAUAUCAACCUUUUUUCAUUGCCAAAAGAAUUAUACCGUACUCCUCUUGUGUUUACUUACUACUGUAGUUAAGGCGUGUGGAUGGCUUUGCUAAAACUUCUAAAAUCCUGUAUGUAUACAGUAAACACACGUGUGCACACACAACACAGAAGGCACUGUUUGCUCUCAGAUUUCUUUGAUUUCUGUCUUAUUUCCUUCUCUUGAUUCAUAGUCUCAUACUGUAGCACCUGUGCAGUAAUAUAUUUGAAUGUUAUCAGUUUGAUGUUUUGAUCUGGCUUUAAUAAUGACUAAAUAAGUGGAUUUAUAACAUGUUUGUUACUUAUUUUAUCUUCAUUUUUUGAGUGUUUUGUGAAACUUACAUGGCUUGAUGGAACAGUACACUCCCUAUAUUGAUACCAAAAUGCUUUUUCAUGCAUAAACUUGCAGGUAUGAAGUUUAGACUGUCAUGUCAUGUUUGUAAACCGUAACAAGGAGCAGUUGUGCAAAUGUCUGUGUAGAUUUGAAACAGUUUGUAAGUUUAAAAAAAAAAAAAACUCAUAGAGGUUCAUUGUUAUUACGGGAGCAGAGUUGUUGUAAGGUCAGUAUUACCUUUAGAUUAACUCUGGUAAGACACUACAUCAUUGUGCUAUUUCACUUUUGUAAAUAAAGUGUUACCCUCAGAAA